Rhizophagus irregularis DAOM 181602=DAOM 197198 is the source of this 1633-nucleotide messenger RNA. RefSeq lists its product as uncharacterized. Gene Ontology annotation, biological process: L-methionine cycle. The record is from RefSeq and is a predicted model, not a curated record. Lineage: Eukaryota; Fungi; Glomeromycota; Glomeromycetes; Glomerales; Glomeraceae. Gene Ontology annotation, cellular component: cytosol. Gene Ontology annotation, molecular function: adenosylhomocysteinase activity.
GCCAUAUUAUUAUUAUUAAUCCAACAUUUUUCUGCGGAGAAAAAAAAAUUAGAUGAACCAAUAUAUAAAUAUAGAUUUUGUGAUCUAUUAGCUUAAACCGAUUUUUUUUUUCCAGUAAAAAAAAUGACUAAUUUUAAAGUUGCUGAUAUCUCGCUCGCUGCUUGGGGUCGCAAAGAAAUCGAAAUUGCUGAAAAUGAAAUGCCAGGACUUAUGACUUUACGAAAAAAAUACAGUAACACCAACCCUUUAGAAGGAGCACGAAUUGCCGGCUGUUUGCAUAUGACAAUUCAAACGGCUGUUUUGAUAGAAACGCUCACUCAUCUAGGUGCUGAAGUCGCCUGGAGUUCCUGUAACAUUUUCUCCACACAAGAUCAGGCCGCAGCUGCCAUUGCUGCCACUGGUGUGCCUGUUUUUGCGUGGAAAGGUGAGACUGAGGAAGAAUAUACUUGGUGUAUUGAACAAACCCUUUUUGCCUUUAAGGAUGGAAAACCUCUUAAUAUGAUCCUUGAUGAUGGUGGUGAUUUAACUUCGUUAGUUCACAAUAAACAUCCUGAACUCUUAAAAGAUAUCAAGGGUGUUUCAGAAGAAACAACUACUGGUGUACAUCAUUUGUACCAAAUGCUCAAGGAAGGAAAAUUAAAGGUGCCUGCUAUAAAUGUAAAUGACUCCGUCACAAAAUCCAAAUUUGAUAACCUUUACGGUUGUCGUGAGUCCCUCGUAGAUGGUAUCAAACGUGCCACUGAUGUACAAAUUGCUGGCAAGGUAGCAGUGGUUGCAGGAUAUGGUGAUGUCGGUAAAGGUUGUUCAGCAGCUCUUCGCGGAAUGGGUGCCCGUGUUAUUAUUACCGAGAUUGACCCAAUUAACGCUUUGCAAGCGUCCAUGGAAGGAUUUGAAGUUACAACGAUGGAAGAAGCAUGCACUGAAGGUAAUAUUUUCGUAACUAGCACAGGUAACCGCGAUAUUAUUGUAGGAAAGCAUUUUGAACAAAUGAAAGACGAUGCUAUUGUAUGCAAUAUUGGACAUUUUGAUGUUGAGAUUGAUGCUGCUUGGCUAAAACAAAAUGCUGUUGAUCAUGUUAACGUUAAACCUCAAGUCGAUCGUUUCACCUUAAAGAGCGGACGUCAUAUAAUUCUUCUUGCCGAAGGUAGAUUGGUCAAUUUAGGCUGUGCAACGGGACAUCCGAGUUUCGUAAUGAGUAACUCUUUUACAAACCAAGUAUUGGCGCAAAUCGCUCUCUGGACUGAUACCGCUUCUUAUCCACUUGGUGUUCAUAUGUUGCCAAAGAAACUUGACGAAGAAGUUGCCGCUGCUCAUCUUGAAAAAUUAGGAGUUAAACUUACUAAGCUUACUCCUGCUCAAUCUGAAUAUCUUGGUAUCAAUAUUAAUGGUCCUUUCAAAUCGGAACAUUAUCGUUAUUGAAAUAGACAUAUGAAUAUAAUUCUAAAUAUUAUUUAAAAGAGAGUUAUAUUAAAGAGCUAUAUUAAUAAUAGUUUACUUGGUUAGAAAUAAUAAAAUUUAGAGGUUUUAUCAGUAAAUUGUAACAUUUCAUAAAUAUAUUUAUUUAUAAAUACUAAUAAAAACCUUACCAAAAAAGUUUCUAAAAUACUGAAAUUGUGUUUCUGCUAAAAGUUUU